This is a messenger RNA of Aspergillus versicolor CBS 583.65, 540 nucleotides long. RefSeq lists its product as uncharacterized. The transcript is spliced from 2 exons. The record is from RefSeq and is a predicted model, not a curated record. Lineage: Eukaryota; Fungi; Ascomycota; Eurotiomycetes; Eurotiales; Aspergillaceae. The coding region runs from base 59 to 289 and encodes 76 amino acids.
CAAUCAACCCUGUUCGCGCCCUUGGAUAUUGGGAAGAACCACAAAUUCAUUUUACACCAUGGGUCUCAUCGAAAAGCUACAAGCAAGGCUGGAAAUUUACCGGUUGGAGCAACGAUAUGCUCGCCGCAAGCACCGCACCACAUUCACCGAAGUCCAAUAUGUUGACGGAGAAUAUGUCUACUCGAACAGCUCAAACUCCUCAUCUGGGACAGUUUCGAAACACUCCACCGGGUCCCACUGGAAGGUCCCGUCCUGGGGUUCAUCAUCAAGCGACCCGCGAUCCCGGUGAUACGAGCUAGGACCUCUGACCUUUUCUGUGACGAUGUAUCCUCUGCGUUAUGUCCCACGUGGAGGUUGCAAUGAUGCCUUCUACCUUCUUGUUUUCCCCUCGCCCGGACUUUGGACGAGCGCCUCAUGCAUUCGGUGAUUUUUUUGCUACUUGAGCGAUUUCCUGGUCAAAAGCUUCUUUUCUUGACCUAGGUAGGCUUGUCUCGCUAGGCAACCCUACUCAUUUACCUUUUUUCUCUUGGUUUUUUUCCC